AUGAGUCAGCAGUUUUCCUCUUUCAUUAAACUAAAAAUAUUCCAAUCGAAUCAUGCUGGACAUGAUUCGAAAAAUGGUUCCAGGUCUGAGACUAGCAGUGCGCCAUCAAAUGAGAAUAAGUCCGAGUCAUCCUUGAGCGGGUCGCCGCGUAAGAACAAAAUGGUGGAGGCGCUUGAUAAUGAGCUAAAUAAGCUUACGAUAAAGACGGAUGACAUACGCUUUGAGCCACCACAGUUGGUCAGGCCUGCAACAUUCUCUCCAGAGAGUCCUCAGUUUAACUUUGACAUAUCUAAUACAGACAAGGACAAUUACAGCCCCAGCACUGAUCAUACAAUACAUGAAGAUGGUGAGUAUGAUAUAAAUAAUACUAAGCAAGAUGAAACGACAGGUGCUCUUUCUGAAGGGCAUAGGAAUAUAAAAAAUGUAUUCCACAGACGACAUACAUCGGAUUCACUCACAGACAGCGAUUUGAGCACGAAUCAAAAGAAGACACAUGGGAAAUUUAGAAGGAUACGACAUAAGAUGAGUCUAUUGGAUAUAAAUUUCAAACUAAGUCCCAAAGGUAGUAGCACGGAUGUAACAAAGUUACGGGAUGAUGACAGUAAUCAGCAGAUUUCCAGGCGAGGAGAAUCAAAACUUAAAUCAAUGUCACAAGUGAAUUCAAAUGAGAGAUUACUUGCACCAAAGAAACAAGUUGCAGUUCAAUCCUUCAAUCCUUCAAAGAAAAGCAUGGAUUCUACGUUGUCAAGAUCAUCGGGUAAUCCAACUAUGAGUUCAAUGACUAAAGUACGAUCGGCAUCUUCAAAUGGUUCAAGCAAUUUACUGGUAAAACAUUACUCAAAUGAAAAGACUAAUCCUUUAAAACUGAGAAGUAUGAAAACUGCAAGUACAAUUUCACUAGAUCCGAUCCAAACAGAAUCUAUUGAUGAGAAUCUUGAGAAUAGUAAAAUAUCUCAAGUCUCUACCAAUAAGCUCAAGACCAUUAAUAGACGCAGAAGCCGUACAUUAGAUCUAUCUGAUUAUGUCAAAAAUAGGAAAGGUAGAACAUCAAAAUCUGUGGAAAUCAAUAGCAACGAAUUAUCAGAUAUCCGAUCCCAUAGUCUCUCAUUCUCUGGGAGAUCACCACUUAUUCUCUCCAGAACAAAUUCACAAAAUCAAUUGACCACAAGUUCUGAGAGGAAUUCUAGAGAUAGACCUAGAUCGCCUUAUGGAAACUUACCUGCUCCAUCUUCUAGUAGCAGCGCUACAACAGCAUCUAUUGGAGGAGGAAUUUCUUCUAGAAGAAGUAGUUCGAUUGUAAAUGCCUUGAGCAGCUUGGUUAAUCUUAAAACAAGCAGUGUGACGUCUUUCAAACAAGUCCCCUUCUCAAGCAAUAGUGGGCAACCUCAAGUUACUCUCGAUGAUCUUCCAAAACCACCUCCACCGGAAGGUAGCGAGUCCCAUGUUGAUUAUUUGAUAAGAAUAUCUCCAUAUGGGAAAUUCCUGGGCAUAAUAUUAGUUAAAAAGGAUGACCCUUUCAAUAGAAGGGCCCUAUAUCAUUUUCUGGACAAAUACUUCAAUUUAAAAACAGAUCCUAUAGAUGUGGCAUUAAGAAAGGUCCUUAUGUUUUUAGAACUGCCAAAAGAGGCGCAGGAGAUAGACAGGUUACUGACAGAACUAGGGAAAGUUAUAUUUGAUCAGCAGUCGGAAUCUUACGACCCUUGUGCUUGGGUUGAUGCUGACCAAGUGUAUUUCUUACUAUACUCGUUACUAGUUUUGCACACAGACCAAUUCAAUACUAAGAACAAAUUUAAGAUGACUAAACAGGACUUUGUCAAGUUAAUUAGGGAAGAUACGUAUUCAAAUGGGAAUAAAAUUCCAGCUGAGAUCUUAUCAUAUUACUUUGAUAAUAUUACUGUUCGAGAGUCGCCAAUAUUUGAUCUGCUUCCCCCCGUUGAGGUUUUUCCACUCGAGCAUGUGCAAUAUGGGGUUGAUAGAGCAGAAAUUGCUUACUCACCUAUGAGAAUCCUGCAAGAUCGCACUCUGAACUACGAAGGAGACUAUCAGCAUGUAAGUACUCCGCCAAAGUUGACAUCUAGGCCAACUUCAAGCUCAAUUUCUUCCUACUUUUCUCAGAACUCGACUACAUUAUCCGGUUCCACCAUUAUGCCAGUUACAUCUGACAUUGACAUAUAUGAGAAAAUAUUUACUAACGAGUUAAGAGAAGUAUCUUUGGAGCAUCAGGUUUCAAAAAUUUGGGACUAUACUGAAAAGGAUUGGCAUACUGUGACAGCAUCAUAUACUUCAAAUCAUGUCGGGUUUCAAAAUAGAUACAAGAAAUUUUACUCUAUAUUAAUGGAUUUCAAAGGUGGGUACAUCAGGAUACAUAAAAAUAUACUUAUGAAAUUAAACUUGCCAAAAUAUGAGUUGACUAAGGGUGAAGGUAUUCGAGAAGACGAUUAUUGUUAUUUAAAGAUUAUCCAGAUGGGUGAAAUUCAGACAUUUCAUCAAAAUAGAAAAAUACCACUAGUAGGUAGUAAAACAUCCAUAUGGAAAUCAGAAUAUGGUGUUUUAACAUACAUUGGUCUACUGGUUUUUGAAAAAAGCGACUGGAUAAACCCACAAGCUGAAAAAGAUGAACAUACAGGUGUAACUAACUAUAUUAUAGACUUUAAACCUGGUUUUUCUUUUGUUUCCAGUAAUGUAGAGUGUUUUCAUGGUAUGUUUGCAGUGAGAGAGAAAAAUGCAGUUGGGAGAUCGCAUUUUAUUAAGUUAUUAUCUCCUAACUCUGCAGGAGCUUCCUCCUCCAGAUAUAACGGAAGUGUCGGAAAUGAUUAUCUGGAUUCUGCUAUGUAUGGAGUUGAUAUAGCGCAAUCAGAAAAAGACCAAUCUGAUCCCAAUGAUCCAUUAGCUGACCUUUGUAAAGAAGAGAUGGAAGGGACAUUAGUUUUCUUGCACAGUGCUAAGAGGAAUUUGAUCUUCAAAUGCCCUUCUGUAAGUGCCAGAGAUAACUGGGUUGAUGCCAUCAACCUCAUAUCAGCCUAUGAUGGAUGUGACUAUGACCCUGCGUGUCUCGACAACACUUUAGUAUGCAAGAAAAAAUACUCUGUACAGGAACGUUUGGUAAGGUUGCACAGUAUGGAUGUGGAGAAGAGUUUCAAAUUACAUGAGCUUGAGACGAUACUAAUGUUCUUCAGACAGGCGAUCCCAAUUACCAUGAAGUCACGCAGUACUUUAAUUUCAAACAUUAAACAAAUUGCAACCAAGAUGGAUUGGUUGUUGUUCGAAAUUAAGAGGAGUCAAACUUUUGUUAAUAUCAUCAGUGAAGUUGAUGGAAGCUAUGAUAAUAUUUUUGGUAUUACAACAAAUGAUUAUCACAAUGAUGACGACAUUAGCGGUAUGAUCCCCAAUAUCAAUGGGAGCUUCCUAUUCACUGAUUAA
This is a messenger RNA of Nakaseomyces glabratus, 3420 nucleotides long. It is a transcript of the gene SYT1, whose product is annotated as Arf family guanine nucleotide exchange factor SYT1. The record is from RefSeq and is a predicted model, not a curated record. Gene Ontology annotation, molecular function: guanyl-nucleotide exchange factor activity. Gene Ontology annotation, biological process: regulation of ARF protein signal transduction. NCBI's taxonomy places the organism in Eukaryota, Fungi, Ascomycota, Saccharomycetes, Saccharomycetales, Saccharomycetaceae.